AAUAAUAAAAAAAGAUCGAUCGAAAUCUUAUUCAGUGCUUCUCUUUUCCUUAAUUAGCACUUUGGCACAUGCUUGGCCAUUGUUUUGAAGCUUAAAUCUGAAUAGCGUCAAAUGUACACACGCGUGACGUAGUUGCCAAAUGUGUCUGGAUGUAACUCAUGAUGUGUCCAAGUGUUUUGUUGGAGAAAGAGGACACUGUCCUGUGGGGGUCAACAGUGUUUGGAGAUGAUAAUUGGAAUUGAGCUCAUCAUACACAUGCUCACCUCCCAUUAGAACCGCAAUGACCACACAAAGUGUUGGAGAACUGAGGAGGUCAGUGUAUGUGUGUGUGUGUGUGUGUGUGUGUGUUUAGAAAGGGAGGGGAGAUCUGGUCUGAGACAUAAAUUGUGAGGAAGAGGAGGAGGAAGAUUACAGAGAAUGAGUGGCAGUCUCAGAAGCUCACUGAACCGUUGACUUGAGGGAGAGGAGACCAUAUCAGGAUUACCAAGACUAGGACUUCACAGUAGAGGAGAAGAUCCUUCAGGAAAAGACUUGCCAAAAGAUACAAGGUAAUCACAACGUUUUAGUUUGUUUAGUUUUGAUUUUAGGCGUUUGUUCAUCUCAUCAGUCUCUGUUCUCUUCCCUCAGUUAUGGUGCACAUCUGCAGGCUGUUUGUGGUGAUGGGGAUGUUGCUGUGUCUAAGUGCCCAGUUUGCCAGCUCUCAGCACUGGUCUCAUGGCUGGUAUCCUGGAGGAAAGAGAGAGAUAGACGUUUACGAUUCCUCAGAGGUUUCAGAGGAAAUUAAACUCUGUGAGGCAGGAAAAUGCAGCUACCUGAGACCCCAGGGAAGAAACAUUCUGAAGACAAUACUGCUGGAUGCCAUCAUACGGGAUUCCCAAAAGAGAAAAUGACACCAAGAUGACGCAACAGCCUGUGUCCAAAGAAAAAUCAUUUCCAGCAAACACAUUAGGACUGCAUUUCCAUCCAAAUUAUAUAUAUAUAAUUAUUUUGUAA
This is a messenger RNA of Carassius gibelio (silver crucian carp), 993 nucleotides long. RefSeq names its product gonadotropin-releasing hormone 2 (gene gnrh2). The record is from RefSeq and is a predicted model, not a curated record. Gene Ontology annotation, biological process: multicellular organism development. The transcript has 3 exons. Lineage: Eukaryota; Metazoa; Chordata; Actinopteri; Cypriniformes; Cyprinidae. Bases 630 to 890 code for a protein of 86 amino acids. Gene Ontology annotation, cellular component: extracellular region. Gene Ontology annotation, molecular function: hormone activity.